AUGACACUGACAGUUGCGGCAUCGUCCCCGGCAGCUGUGAGGGAUCCGCGGUGCUGGGGCGAGAGCUGGAAGGAGCUUCGAGCAACGGCAGUGAAAAACAAGGACCAGAUCGGGCUGACGUUUGAUCAGACGUCUCCGUUAAACUCGACGAAUUUUCAGGCGCGUUUGGUUUGCUACGUACGCACUUUGCCGCGUUUAAAUGAUGUAAAGAGCGCCUUGAGACGAUUAAAUAGCUCUCGUGAACGGAGUCUUUCUUCGGUUAGGCACACAGAUAGCCCCGCCUCUCCAAAUCGGCGUUACGAGGGGGAGACACACGGACACCGUGUGCCGAGGCCCACUAUAUGGAAGGUGGAGGGCUCUGUUGAGGGCGGCAUCACCGUCGUUGACGCCCUCUCGGGUGCUGAGCUGAUGCGUAUUUUAGAGCCAAAACGAGGUGUCAUGGUGGCUUCACUGCUGCAUGCGCCUUUUCGAGGCUUUAUCAAUAGGCAGCUGGAGGUCAUUCCUAUUGAGCAGCAGCAGGAUAUUCUCUCCGUACGGGAAACCUCACUGAUUAACACAGACUAUGUGUGGCUGGGGUUCGUGGAUGGCUCUAUACGUUUAUUUCCAACUGACGCUCGACGGGUGCGGGAGCAGGAUCGAUCGGCGCUGCUGGCGCGUGGCGAAUUAGCGGAUCUGGUGUAUGAGCUACCAAAACAUCAUAAAUCGGCUGUUAUUGCCAUCGCACGUAGCCCUUGCCACGAUGAUGGUGGGACGACCGAUUUAGUCACAGCAAAUCGAUUGAGUAGCGCCAUUCGUGAGCUCACUGCGGCGACGUCGCGCGGGGGCCGAGAGGACCGGGAGCAUCUCUCGCUUGUAUGCACCGCCUCGGAGGAUUCCUGUGUGGUGGUGUGGGACCUGAAGAAAAUUUACCGUCGUUUGGAAGAGAUGCGGGUAAGUUCGCAAAAUACAAGGAUGAUGCGCUUCGGUGCCGACGCUCCGUCGUUGUCGUUGGGGGGCGAUGUCGUCACGUUUGAUGUCACGCCCACGACGGACUGUCCCGGCUGUACGGUGCGUUCGACGUACACGCUGGUGAAGGUGCGGCCUCUGUUUAGGCUCAAGGGCGGCGUCGGUGGGCUGCGCACCCUCAACUGGGUCACCUCCGCGGUGACGACUGCGGGCUACCAGAAGCGCCGCGACGCCGUGGCCAUGACGCGGGACCCAAGGGAGGCCACGGCGCCGCAGUGCCUCAAGGAUCGCCGCGCCGUGCAGCACAUGACUCGCUGGGAGAAGCGCGAGGAACAUCGUGUGAUGCUUCGGCUGUCAGAGCGGAAUAUGCGGGAAGUGGAGGAGGAGCUGGAGCGGCUGAUGCCGCCCCUCGCACCCGAGCCGACGCAGCGCAAACGCGUCAACCUCAUCAUCGCCGGUGACGUGCAUGGCACCCUCCACUUCUGGGAUUUGGACGAGGAGCUUGAAAAGUGCGUUAGUGAUAUGCCCUCCGUGUCGUCUACCUCCCGCACGGACUCCGCCUCGCGCGACUCGCGGGCUGGGCAGAGUCCGUUGCCCACAUUUGACCACUCUGUGAGUCCAAGCGGGCGAUACGUAAAGGAGCCCCCUGCGUCAUCGGCGCGCAGCUCAACGGAAGGGAGGAGUAACGGGAGUAACUCGGUGACCCGACGCCGCGAAGUUUCUCCUCGCGUUCAUACCGGCCGCGUGACUAAAGAACGAGGGCGGAGGCAGCACCCUGGCCGCGAAAUGGCUGACAAGGGUCCCCCAUCGUUGUCUGCCUCAUCGUUUACACCAGGUGAUGCAAGGAAGCUUGGAAAUGCCCGUAACACAGCCGCGGGGGGGGUCUUAAAAAACCCGCAUAAAAGCGUCACUCAGUAUCCCUCCGUAGCUAAGCACGACCUGCCGUCGGUGAGGCGAGCAAGUAUGCCUGCAGGAAGGCCUUCUUUUGCGUCAUCAAAAUCUUCUGCUUCGCUGAGCAAAGUAAAAGGGGAUUCGACGCUAACCUCAUUUGCGGUGGCAAGAAGCCGUGGUUCGGGUUCUGCAACAGGAAUGGGGCAGAAUGGUAAGUAUCUUGUGCCGUCGCCACAGUCAAAGCUGUUUCUCUCUCAAGCUACUAGGACACCACGCAGCAGUGUGGCUCACGCCACCCCGGGCCGGCGAACACUGCAGACAGUUGAGAAGAGCACCCCUGCAGCCGCCAGGAGUUCGCGACGGAGAGGCUCGAGGGUUUUAGGGCUCGGCACGAGCGUCAAGAAGACGAAGAAGCGCGUUAGCGGCGAUCAACCUAUGACACCCUGUGUGAAUAAGUCUUUCCAAAGUAGCUCCUUUGCGGAGGAGGCAAACAAGAGCCAGUCGAAGGUUAAACGGGCGAUGCCUGAAAUGGAAAGCACAUGGACCGUGCCGUGGAACUCUUGUAGAGCGUCUGUCGCGUCUUCCUGCCUAACGUCGGGUCGCUGUAGUCAGAGCGGACGUCAGUCCACACACGACGCCACCCAUAGCGCUCGCUCAGAGAAGGGGUUAGAGCCGAACCGGUGGAUGGGUGGUCAUCGAUACAUCACUGACAUGUACAGUCGUAAAGCAAAGUGUCAUAUGGAUUUAAUAGAGGGGGGCACUGUCACAGGCAUCGCUGUGGAGCUUCCUCCCGUCAUUAAUGUGACGAUGCGCCGCCUACCAGACCCACCGGAGCCCCAUUAUUCUCUAUUGGAGCAGCCCACCGAGGAGGAAAUCCGCCGCCGUGAGUUGGCGAACAGCUUUUAUCCGUUAACGAAUGAGCGUGCCCUCUUUUUUGUGUUUGAACGGAUGCAAUUCUAUGUCUCGGUCGAGCGGGCACUUAUGAAUAUGCAGUGUGUGCCCAAAACGCGUUCAGAUAACUUGGACCACCGCACUUGUACCAAACGAUUACCUGAGGAACGUGUGAUUGCAGAACCAACGCCGUUUAGUUUUGACAUCGUCUUUCGCAGACACGUCCUAGAGCUACACCCUCAACCCAUUGUGUGCCUCUUUAUCGACCACGUCAGGCACCAACUGUGGGUGGCGCGGAGUCAUGGGCUUCUUUCUAUUUUUUCAACCGAUACAAAAUCUAUUGUUACGCGUGUACCAGACCCUGCUGCUGAGAAGGCGCUCGGGCCCCCCAAUGCCGCGGAGUGGAAACGUGUACAACGUGAAAUGACGCUGCUAGGACAGCAACCGAUUCACUUAGAGAUGCAUAAAGAGUCUCGAAAAAACCGACCUGGACACUUUACCGGUUUUCGGCCCGUUUCUCUUCUACAACAAUUUGAACUUGUGCGAAUAUCGCUGCUGCAUGAGUUGGACUCUGGCAGUGAUUUUUCUUUAGGCGUCUCCGCGUCUGUGACGUCGCAGAUUACAUUUAUUGAUGGCAAAGGCGCACUCGAUGCGCAUGCGCGGAAUCGCGAGUUCGGCCUAAGCGUCCUUUUAGAAAAACUAAAGGUGUGCCGUCAACACGCGGUGACGGUGCGACGGGCGCAGAGGGACAACUACAACGCCCUCUUCAACGCAGUCGCGGAUCGAGUAGGGUCGCUGAUUCGACGCUGCGCCACCUUUACUGUGCUGCACUCCGCACGUAAACUCUUUAGGGCCUGGGCACAUCACCGAGACUACUACCCUCGUCACUACAUUCUGCGACGGUUGCGGCAGCGGCGUCGGCUGCAGCUUUUACACCUGAAGAACGUCAUGUCCUUAAAUUGUGAUACGCGGCUCGGGAGUGUUUAUUUCGCCAAGUGGCAUGCGUUUGCGCGCGAGCGUCGGGGCCAUCAACAGGAACUGGGGCUCGCAAGGAGGUUGGGGGCGGAGGCGGAAACUCCGAUGAGAGACAAGUUUGCCAGCUUCAUCGGUGAGCACACCCGACGUCGACGAUACUGGCUGCUGUGGAAGUCGGCGCUGGCUCCAAGAGGGCGCCCUUCCUCCUUCCGUCCCCUGGCCCAGAGCGCGAGCCCGUCAAACAGCAUGGGUGCCACACAAGUUUUCUCGCCAACACUUUUGCAGUCCCCGCGGCAGAUCUUCAAUUCUCGUCCGAGAGGCGCGGAGCGUGACGGAAUUUUUCGCGACAUGUAUGCCAUUAUCCGUCAGGUUCAUGGCCUUCGCGGGACGCUGAUUUGUUUCAGGUGGGACGAGGCGUCAGAAAGCGUCUUGGAUGUGGAGGAUUCAUGGUUUGACGCCGUUGAGGCCGCCACAGAGGAGGCGGAGGCACCGACGGCGUACGCACUCAAGCUGGCCGUCUUCAAGUAUGCGCUUGUCCCUUUCCUGGAGAGCCUCGUGUCCACCGCGGAGGAGGUGCUCCCGUACAUCCAUGAGACCCCCGUCAGCAAGGAGGUGCGCUCGCUGAUUCAAGGCUGUUUGCUCUGUGUCGACUUCCUCUACGCCGAGGCGGAAGCUCUUGGCUCCACAGCAGAGGCGAUGCGGGACGGGCGAGCCCCUUCUACCUCCCGCCUCUCGCGAGAGGAACGAGCGUCUUCCGUGGAGGAGGCAACGACGGAGCACGAGCAAGAGCUGCGGCGUCUCUUUGAUGAUGUCAUGGGAUACCGUGAGUUCCAGACUCAGCUCGAGGCUGUGGCCGCACACCGCACCGUGAUUGAGGGGGUUUUGCGCCUUUUCGCCGGGCUGUAA
Messenger RNA from Trypanosoma conorhini, 4608 nucleotides. RefSeq lists its product as uncharacterized. Bases 1 to 4608 code for a protein of 1535 amino acids. The transcript has a single exon. The record is from RefSeq and is a predicted model, not a curated record. Gene Ontology annotation, molecular function: protein binding. Lineage: Eukaryota; Euglenozoa; Kinetoplastea; Trypanosomatida; Trypanosomatidae.